UGCGUUUACUUGUAUAUCAUAUAUAUAUAUAUAUAUAUUUAGAGGAGGUAAUCAUAAUUUGGAAGUUUGAUUGAAUAAGUUUAAUAGUGAUUGAUAGUGAUCAAGAUCAUAACAUAAAUUGUAAAGUUAUAACUAUUUAUUUUAAAUAUGUAUGUAAACAAAUAAUACCAUCAAUUCAAUUUAGUUGAAUGUUAAAUGAAUUGGGUAAUAUCUAUCCAUUCUAUAUUCUAUAAAUUUACAAUACUUAAAUAUGUGGUUUUAUUUAAUUUUAACAUGGUUAUCAUUUUUAAUUCAAUUAUGUUUUUGUACUAUUUCAUUAGCUGCAGGAUUAUAUUAUUUAGCCGAACUCGUCGAAGAAUACACUGUUAUUGCUAAAAAGUCUAUUACUGCUAUGAUUUUGAUAACAACAAGUUGUUUAAUUGGAUGUUGGUUAUUUGAAGAUUUACCAUUAACAUUAUUUGUUAGUGGUAUUAUAUCACAAUCAUUACAUUGGAUGAUUAUCCAAACUUUUCCAUUUACAUCGUUUACAUCCCCUACAUUCAUCAUGGCAGUUAUAUUUGUAAUUGUUAAUCAUUAUUUAGCAUUCACAUUCUUUAGUACAACAUAUCAUACAUUCACACAAGUCUUAGCAUACUUCACUUUAUGUUUAUGGCUUGUACCAUUUGCCUUGUUUGUAUCAUUAUCAGCAAAUGAAAAUGUGUUACCAACUGUUGCUGUUACUGAACGUACACAUCUAUUAGAGAAUGAUUGUGUGACAAAUUAUUUUUCUCGCAGAGGUAAAAAAUAUGGAUUAUUAUCAUUAUUUAAUUAUGCAAAAGAAUCUUUAUUACCUCAACGCAAUAAAAAAUCAUUUUAAAGACUGCUAAGAUAAGAUCUAAAUCUAAAUAUAAUUCUAAUUCUAAUAUUUAUUAAAACAAACAACUCAA
Chrysoperla carnea is the source of this 926-nucleotide messenger RNA. RefSeq names its product protein TEX261. NCBI's taxonomy places the organism in Eukaryota, Metazoa, Arthropoda, Insecta, Neuroptera, Chrysopidae. Gene Ontology annotation, molecular function: COPII receptor activity. Gene Ontology annotation, cellular component: COPII-coated ER to Golgi transport vesicle; endoplasmic reticulum membrane; Golgi membrane. The transcript is spliced from 4 exons. Gene Ontology annotation, biological process: endoplasmic reticulum to Golgi vesicle-mediated transport. The record is from RefSeq and is a predicted model, not a curated record. Bases 251 to 856 code for a protein of 201 amino acids.